CUCAGGCAACAAGGAAGACACAAAAGGAAGUGAUGAACUACAGGACUGCUUUCUGAAUUCCUAUCCGCCAUACAGAUGGAUUACAACGGUACAUAAAACAGCUUGUCUUUCGCAGAAAACUUAAUUGAAUACUGGACCCUCUGAAAGCCUGAGGCAAGCUCUCACUUUUUAUUAUUCACAAUGAAGAUAUAAAAACAGAAGUGUAUAUACUUUGUGCAAAUCAUGGUUAGUAGCAGUAAUAAUACUUUAUGAAGCAUCUCAAAAUUUAGGUACUGUACUGUUAAAAUGAGAACAAAUCCUGUGUGUGGGGUUACAAUAAAAAUAAUUAUAGAUGAAGUAAAAAGAGAGACAGAAAUUAAAAGUUAAAAGUUAAUAAUAUAUCAACUUCCAGAUAAUUUAAACUAAACCUUCACACAAUGGGCUGAUGGCACCAUGAGCAAGCUCUGGACUUUCACCCUAAGCUGAACUGUGAUUUAGUGACAACUAUGGUUUGUUUCACCAGCAGUGUUAGAAGGUAAAGGGACCCCUAACCAUUAGGUCCAGUCGUGGCCGACUCUGGGGUUGCGGCGCUCAUCUCGCUUUAUUGGCCAAGGGAGUACAGCUUCCGAGUCAUGUGGCCAGCAUGACUAAGCCGCUUCUGGUGAACCAGAGCAGCACACGGAAACACCGUUUACCUUCCCGCCAGAGUGGUACCUAUUUAUCUACUUGCACUUUGACGUGCUUUUGAACUGCUAGGUUGGCAGGAGCAGGGACCGAACGACGGGAGCUCACCCCGUCACAGGGAUUCAAACCGCCGACCUUCUGAUUGGCAAGUCCUAGGCUCUGUGGUUUAAACACUAGGAGACAAAUGGCUCCUGAAACCUGGGUUACAGAAACAAAAACAGAAUGGCUAGUCACCAUUUUUACCCAAUGCAGCACUUUCCAUUUAUUUUUUCAAAACAGUUCUUAAUUGGACACCACAAACUAAACGGUGCUCAGCCUCAGCAAUAGUGGCCAACCAUAAGUAUUUAUAAAUUCUGUUAUGUUUGUAUGUAUGCAUGUGUAUCUCUUAGCCCAAAAUGUUAUACUGCAGCUUCAGCAAGUACUACAGUCAGUUAAAUGUCUGUUAUAUAAAAAUUCUUGGAAAACCAGGCCUAACAGCACAAUCCUAACCAUUUCUACACAGAAAUAGAUACUACUGAAUUCAAAAGGGCUUAUACCCAGGCCAAUAGGAUUGGGAUUGAAACCUAUUUCAUUAUUUUUAAGCAGUAACUCUUCUUUUACAAGAUGACAUUUUUUGCCGGACUGCCUGUACAGCUGUUAGGGCUGGGCGAUAUAAACUUUUCAACAGCACAAUGUAUUGUGAUACAUCAUUAAGUUGAAAAAGAAGGAGCACAUUCAACCCCAAUCUUUUACUAACAAUUGUUAGGUGUGUUUUGACAGUGGUUAGGAGAAGAUCUCAUGUAAAAAGCCAGAGUCAUGUUUUUGCACCAAGGUUGCACUAAAAAGUUUCAGAUCUAAGAAAAGCAUACAGAAUCAGGCCAACAUCCCAUCUAGUUCAGCAUCCUGUUCACAUAGUAACCAACCAGAUACCUGUGGAAAACCCACAAAUAGGACCUAAGCACAAGUGCACUCUCCAGCAACUGUAAUUUUUAUCAUUCCAUCUGCGAGGACAGAUGUGAUCUGAAUCUGAUAGUUGUUUGAGGGAUAUUGUCUGCAAAAAUAUGUGAAAACAAAAUUAUUCAUUUUGUAUUUGAUAGAUCUGACUUUUAUCCAGACCCAUAAAGUGUGGAAAAUGUAUAUGGCUAUAGUUGGACACACAGAUUUAAAAAACUGGGGGGGGGGGGGAGAGAGAUGCAGUUUCUAGCAAGUUAGCAUGUGGUCUGAUACUUAAGAGAACCAUGAUACAACUGCAUAUGAUUUUUGCUGCAGAAAGGUUGAUUUCCUAAUUCAAGAAAUGUUUGGUAUUUUUUUUAAAAAUAGACACUUUCCACAUUGUAACAAAAACUUUGCUUAUUUUAAUUCCUUUUCUCUGCAUUACCACUACCUGAUACAUUCAGCUAUCUUUUUCCUAAUGUUUUCAAAAACAGAAAGCCAAACAGUCACACUCAGACCCAACUGACCCAAGUUAUCAUGUUCUGGCUCACAGGCCAAACUGGGCCUGACAGGACGCCGCAACUGGCCAGGGUCAUUUCAGCCUAGCCAUGCCCACCUAACAGGCAAGGGCAAGUAAAACCUGGCUCAGCCUAAAAAGGUUUGCAGGCACCACCAGCCAGCUGACUGAUGGCGCCCAAAAAGCCCUAUGCAAAGCAUUCCAAAGAUAGCCCUUUUGAAGGGUGUCAGGAAUACUCCAAGAAGCCCUUAUCAAGUUAGUGCUUUAAAGUAACAAGUAGGUAGCCGUGUUGGUCUGCCGUAGUCGAAACAAAAUAAAAAAAAUUGCAUCCAGCAGCACCUUAGAGACCAACUAAGUUUGUUAUUGGUAUGAGCUUUCGUGUGCAUGCACACUUCUUCAGAUACGAAAGCUCAUACCAAUAACAAACUUAGUUGGUCUCUGCCACUGGACGGAAUUUUUUUAUAUUUUGCUUUAAAGUAGGCUUUUAAAAUUCGCCUGCUAUCAACUGACUGAUAGGCGGGGGGCUCCACCUACCUGUCAAACUUGGCCCACAGCAGGUGGAGAUAACCAUCUGGCAAGUUGGGCCAAUUUCUGUAAUAACAGAAUGAAGACCAAGUGAAGCCCAACCUUUAAUUGAGACAAACCACUAAGAAUAUCCUAGACCAGGAAUGUCCAACGCGUUGAUCAUGAUCGAUCAGGGCACCGCAGGAUGAAUGUUAGUCGAUUGCAGGGCUGUUUUGACAUCCUGUGUGCCCAGUCGGGAAAGCAGCGGGCAAGCUUCUCUCACAAGAGGAAAUGUUUAGCCGCUGCACGCGCCUGCCCUGUUGGGGAACCAGGCAUCAGAAAAGCAGCCAGCAAGCCCCUCUCACAAGAGGGGACAUUUUGCCACUGUGCACACCUGCCCCUUCAGGGGAAGCAGCCAGCGCCCGCCUGCUCACCCUACACCCAUCCCUGCCACCAUCCCUGGGUGGUAGAUCACUGCCAGUUUUUAUAUUGGAUCGUAGAUCAAAGCCGAUUUUAAGUCGGACAUGCCUGCCCUAGACAAAGCAGGUUAACACCUCCUAAUCUUAGUUUCACAAUUGCUCUGAAUGCUUAUACUGCACCAAGAACAAGGAGUAACUGUGCUAGCCUGUUGCAGCCCCCAAACAUUGAAGGCCCUUGUGGCUCCUUAAGGAGGCAUGAGUUUUGGCCAUAAAAGGCUAUUUGUCAGAUUAGAUCUGUGGCAAACAUUUAAAAAAUGCCACAGUGAAAAUGUCUGCCAUUAAUAGCUAACAAAAUUUCAAGUGAGAAGCUAGUCCCACAGAAGAUCUCAGUCCACUCAAUCUGCCUGUCCCCAUUCGCUGGUAGUCCAACACUACUAACCAAAGUACUCAUGGAACCUCAAAGCAGUUUAGAAAAAAGAUAAAACAUAAAAAAUGCAUAAUUUUGAAACGUCGAAUUCUUCUUACAGAUCUGGGUGCGGGUAUCAUGCGGCACCUGUAAACGUGUAAACGUAAACGUGCCAAUACUUCCGUGUCUUUGGAGCACCUCAGUGUGCGCUGCAAGCUCAACAGUCUAAGCCUUUUAAGGUUCUGCGUUUUAAGGUUUCUGCGAUGACGGUUCUUGCUCUUAACGCACUACAGUGGUACCUCGGGUUACAUACGCUUCAGGUUACAUACGCUUCAUCUUACAGACUCCGCUAACCCAGAAAUAGUGCUUCAGGUUAAGAGCUUUGCUUCAGAAUGAGAACAGAAAUUGUGCUCCGGCGGCGCAGCAGCAGCAGGAGGCCCCAUUAGCUAAAGUGGACUUCAGGUUAAGAACAGUUUCAGGUUAAGAACGGACCUCCGGAACGAAUUAAGUACUUAACCCGAGGUACCACUGUACUGAUGAGCGCUAAACGGCACAUUAACAUUCCCGAAACCGCAAGGGAAAGCUUUGCCAGUGGAGCUUCUGCCUGCUCUUAUCUGUAAGGAGCGGCGGCGGCGGCGAAGCUGGACUAGCGAGGCAAGGCGGUCGAGGAGCCCCGUCGAGGCCUCCGGGGCCACGGAAAAGUCGUCGCCGAGCACCUGGCGCAGUGACUCAGCAGAAAAGAGCCGCCCUCGGCAGACAGGACCCGGCGCCGCGGAGCUUCGCUUCCCCUGAGGAGAGAAGGGAGGGAGGCGAAGGCGGCCGGAAAGGACCAUACUUACUCGGCAGACGAGGAAACGCGGAGGCCCCACCACCACCGCUCCCCGAAACAGAACUUCGGACGUUUCGUUUCCCGCGCGGCGAGCGCUGCCGCUUUUCCUGAGGGAGCGACGCGCGAGUGACCCGGAUGCAGACGAGCCUUCCUUUAGGAACCGGUGAGGGCGCUAGAAAGCAAACUCGGACCUGGCGGCAGCGUUGCGCAUGCGCCGCGUCGCCGAGCGCGUCCUCGGUUACACAAGCGAAGGCGCCGCCGGAAUGCACACCAGGACGGCUGCAAACGCGCGGGAAAGCCCCGCGCGUGCUGAGCGCAUGCGCCCGUAGUGUCAUCACUUCCUGUUGAUUUUUUGUUCACUUCCGGCAGUGGCUCCCUUGGCUGAUCGGGUGAGUGGGUACCUGAAAGCGGGGAGGGGGCGCGACGAGGGAAAGAGGUUCGCGUCGCUUCAGGCGUUUCUUGGAGCCUGAGCGGGGAAGAGGCUGUUGGGCGGGAGGGCUUCUUCCCCGACGGGAUCUGCUCCGGCGGGUCUCAACCGUCCCUUGUCGGUCUCCUGCGCCUUUCGCCUCAGCGGAGCCGCCUUCAGGGGAGCCGAACGGGGGACGGGCGGAGGACAGGAUCCCGACCGAACGCCACUGCCGUCCACUGUGCCUGUUCUCUUAUUCCCCUCAGUAGCCCUUCAUAUCCACAGAAUUCCUACUUAAAGCCUAGAUUUGCUCUUUCAACUGCUCAUCUAGUUUAAAACAAGUACAGUGGUACCUCAGGUUAAGUACUUAAUUCGUUCCGGAGGUCCGUAACUGUUCUUAACCUGAAGCACCACUUUAGCUAAUGGGGCCUCCUGCUGCUGCCACGCCGCCGGAGCACAAUUUCUGUUCUCAUCCUGAAGCAAAGUUCUUAACCUGAAGCACUAUUUCUGGGUUAGCGGAGUCUUUAACCUGAAGCGUAUGUAACCUGAGGUACCACUGUAAAGGGGCGUUGUGGGGAUGGAGUGGGGGGAAACAUAUUGACGGUUGCCUGCCUCAUCUGUUCGCUAGCUCUAAAGUACUUGCCGAUUUAUCCUGACGCUCUCAUAUUUUAAGCACCUGUAUAUCCCCCCUCCUUUUUUUUAGGUAUACCCGAAUUGGUUUACAAAGUUCUAUAAAAUAAUAAUCCUCUCAGUAAAGAAGAAUGCAGUGCAGCAGAAGUGGUUUAAGAGGGUUCUAGGCAAAUUUCCCUGGAAAUUUCCCUGUAAAAGCAGGGCGCCCGAAGAGAAAAAGGUCCUGUCCUGGGUUACCACCACCCUUCACUUCAGAAGUCUUGUAGGGUUUGACCUAUAGCUUAAUUUCAUUUUUAUGCUGCUCUUUGGUUGAGGGUCAUUAUAAGUUGUUGGUUCCCACGCCCAACCAAUUUAGUUCACUGUCAAGUUGGACUGAGAAAGAGUAACUGGCUCAUGGCAGAGUGUGGAUUUGAACCUGGAUCUUCCAUAUCUUAGUCUGGUACUCCUAACUACUACCCUGUGCUGGUAAGAAUUCGGUGGUACUUAUUUCUGAGUAUGCGUGCAAAGAUCACGCUGCUAGGCUUCCAGUUAAUCCUAAGUCUGAAUUCCUAAGUUGUGAUGACUUCAGGGGAAAACCAUGUUUUUAUAGCCUGUGAAUUUUAUAGUAUGUGUAUCCACAGUACUUAGUUAAUUGGGAACCACUGCUCUAGCAAACAUUGCAAGGCACCAGGUUAAAAACAGCCUUUAAGGUGGCUCACAUUGUCACAAAGACCCUGAAACCUUUGUUACGGCAUGUUACAUGCUAGCUUUCCAUAGCCUGAUGCCCUCUUGGUGUUGUUGUUGUUGUUUUUACCAUACCCCUCAGCAACCCUGACAAGUGGCCAAACUGGUGGGUUGAAGAGGGUUGUAGUUCAAAGUACCUGGAGGCCAUCAGGUUAUGAGGAGUUGGCACAUAACAUGCCGUAACAAAGGUAUAAGACUGUUGUUUUUAAUGAAACAGAUUUACCCUGUUCCACUCAAAAAUAAAGUUUAAAAAUUAAAAGUUUGUAAUCUAAGUUUAUUCCUUACUUAAAGAGUUUUGUCUUCCCCUUCUUCUUUAUAAGAGAUUGAUAAAUGAAAUCCAUGAAGAUCAAAAUAACAGUUUUAUGAAAAAGGAUUUGGAAGUAGGGGAGCAGAAACGAUGGCUGCAUCCCUGCAGGCGAGGAGCAGUGCUUUUUCUGGUGGUACAUGCCAGUACACCAUAUGGCACCUCUUUCCAAGAAGUCUGCAAUGUUUGGCAUACUAAGCACUUGAAAGUUAAGGUAGUUUGACCCAUGCAUCUAAUGGCCCACUUUGUCCAUCAGCACGAAGCAGAGUGGAGUCUGGCAUACACUACCACUGCAGGUUGACAAUGAGAAGCAGCAGAACUUAUCCCCACAAGUUCAUAAACAACUACUAUAAACUUAUAAAGAAGUAAUAAACCACCAAUAAAAGUAGUGCAUUCAAUUAGUCUUUCCCAACCUGGGGUCCCCAGAUGUUGUUGGGACUACAAAUCCUGUCAUCCCUAGCCUUCAGUACCAGUGGUCAGAGAUGAUGGGAGUUGUUCCUGUUUGCAUCCGUCUGUCUUGGGAGGCACUGGAGGAGUGCCCCUUUGGGGAUGAAGUCAAACUUUUGGAAGGUUGCAGCACUUGCUGUGGUAGUUGAGAACAAUACGGGAGAGACAUGUUUUGUUGCAGCUGGGGCAGAUGAAGGUGCCCGGUUGUGCUGCUGUAGAUGUACCAUAGUGUUUCUUCUCUCUGCUCUCCUCCCAGCGGUCAUUUCUCCUCUGGUCCCUGCUAUGAAUGCACAACCUGACUGCCUGUCUCCAGGCACUGCAAUUGCAGGCAAGGGAUUCCCCCACAGCAGCAUUGAUGUUGCAAGUCUUCAUAUCACGUUUGUAGACGUCUUUGUUUGCAGACAUCUUUGUAAUGCAUAAUCGGUCUGCUAAAGUGCCUAGUGCCUAAAGCCAGUGGUCCAUAGAGCGCAUCUUUGGGGAUUCUGCUAUCUUUCAUUCUGUGGGCAUGACCAAGCCAGCAUAGACAUUGCUCUCCAACAAUAUCUGGGAACCCAAUAAAUUCUCCGCUAAACUAAAAAUAUUCACAGGAGGAAACAUUUAAUGGAAACUAAUAGGAAUUCUUCAUGCAUGGGUUGCUAGAAAUUUCUCAAGACUCUUACACUAUUGGUUCCUUGAUGGGUUUUGGGAACUCUUCUAAUAUAAAUGAAUCACUAUAUUUUCAUUCUGAAAGAUAAUCACCAAAGUUUGCAAAACUUCUUAGUUGACAGCUUUACUGGUCCUUUAAGAUUAACACAAGUAUUAAAUGUUAUUUCUGUACUUGUUUGCUUACAGAAAUAUAAUUUCAGCUUGGGUGUCCUCAGCUGCAAAAUUCAAAUAACUUCCUUCUACGGCAAAUCAUUGUUUCUUUGAGCUGCUAUAUAUACUCUAUGACCAUAAAAUAAACCCAUUAAGUACAUUUCAAACCCUGUGUGUUGGCUCAAAGUUCAUUAUGUGCCCCAUGUGUUAGCUGUAAAGAGUCAGUAUUCGUAUGGUUUGCAGUUUUUUGAAAAAUAGAGGGUGCUUGCUUCAAGAAGUGUGGUGUCCAUUUUCUCUGUGUGUGAAUUUUACACCCCUGACUUCAUAACAGACUUGUUAAUCAUGUACGACUAUGUUUAGUAGGACUAGCUAUUUGCUUAGAAUACAGCAUGCAAAUGGGGCAUAAUCCUUGCCCAAAGGGCUUAGAACCCAAAGAAGGCAGGUAGGACAAAGGUCAAAUAAGAUGACAGGGCUUGAUACUUUGUCAUUAAUUAAUCUUCAGCAAUUUCAUUUAGCGUAUAAAAUGCAGCAUGCUUUUGUAGGUUAAAGUGCUCCUUAAGUUAGCAGUGGUGUUGUAUAUAAUAAUCAGUCCUUCAGAAAGCACCAGCACCCUGAUCCUGAUGUAAUUGUGUGUUCAUCGCUGUGAGAAGCGGCUGCAAAAGCACUGUGUGGAUGUCAUUUUGCAUGGGUAUAAAUCACUGUACUUUUUCAGAGCCUCCAAUCAAGUAAGCUUUGUUCAUUCCCACUUCUAUGCCUCUGAAUCCCGUGAUGCCUUCCGUUCUGCCCUACAUGACAGUCAAAUGGAGCCAUUCCAAAUUACAAUAACAUGAAUAAUACGUCCUGUGUGUUUAUUUCAUACUUAGCUAGGAUGGCAUCUAAACAGUCAGAAUGGGGAAAUGCUCAUGGAAACAUAUUUAGUUUUGCUGGUGAAUUAGACUUAAAGGAUUAACUACACAAUGGGGGUGGGGCUCCUUCCUAAACUUAGUGUAGACUUGGUCUCUUUCACAUUCAAAUUGGGGUACAGUACUGCAAUGCCCUCUAUGUGGGGUUUUGCUUAAAUACAACUUGGAGCUUCAUUAAGUGGUUUGCUAGAAUCCUCAGCAUUUUUCAAGUGGUCUGUUCUGGGGAACAUUUGGGAACAACUGGACUCUACCCAUAUGAACCUACCAGGUCUUCAUCUCAGGCCCUGGCUUUUUAGUCACCCUCUGUGUACCACAGCUUCAGAUCUGGGCCAUGGUGUCCUCAAAAUCAGUAUCAACAAAAUUCACGUAAGGGUAUUUGUGUUUUGGUUAGGGCAUUCUGUUGAGUAUUUUCAAUUGUCUCCUUGUACUGAGCAAUAUAGGGUCUCCUGCCGUCGUUGUCCCGUCCCCGUCCCCCCCCAAUAUAUGUGAGUAGUGCCCAUCUGACCUGUGAAAAAUCUUUCUGCUUAGUAGCUUCAAUCUUUCCAGUUUUUGAAGCAUCUAUUUUUUCAGCCCCGGUUCUAAUCAUAAAUAGAUUGCCUUGAAUGUUGGCUUGUAUGAUAAAUAUUUUAUUAAUCUAUUAAAUAGAUCCUCUCUCCAGUGCAAUUAAUUUGUGGCUAAAGAUUGGUUUGGGAAAAGGGGGGAAAUAUUGUCUGUUGAUUCUAGCCUAUCCUUAGUGCUGUGUAGAAAAACUGAGUUGCAGCUAAUGCUGGUCCUACUCAAGGUGGAUUCAUUGAAAUUAAUGGACAUGGGUCUACUCUGAGUAGGAUUUGGUUUGCUACAAUCUAGGUUUACACGAAAGGAGAAAUCCUUUAGGCUGCAAUCCUAAUUCAAAUCCCACUUAUUUGGGAGUAGGCCCUAUUGUUGUUAAUUCACUUUAAUUGUCCCUUUACAUCAGGCAACUCUUUACUUAAUAUUCACGUAGUUCAUUCCACUGUUCUCUGCUGGAAAUCAACCCAUGUGCAAAAGGUUUCAAAGUAAAGCAGAAAAUGUGUGCCUUGGUUGUCUUGAGUUUCCAGUAGAAAUUGCCCAUGGAAUCCUUUUAUCAAAUAACUAUCGAUGUGAGUCAAAAUGUGGUCUGAGUGCUGGAUGAUGGCGAAUGAAGCAAUAUAUUUAAUUUCAGUUGUGUAGAUUUUUACUAUAUGCUUACUAGACUUGAUGUUCUCCACAUCAACACAAAUUUAAUUGAUUUAUUUUUUGUUAGUAUUCAUUAUAUGGCAGGCCCAAUAACAUUCUAACAUUCUGCAAAUGGACUCAGAAACUAAAGAAGGAGAGGAAGAGAGCCUGCAAACAGCUUUCAAAAAGCUGAGAGUGGAUCCAACUGGGUAGGUAACAACAGUCCUGUUUACUCUUCCUGUGUAUUUGACUAUUUUAGCAUUGUAUUAGUGUCUUUCCAUUUUUAUAGAAUUGACUCUGAAGAAAGGCAUCAGCAUUACAUUACUUCUAUGCAUCUAUGAACAAUAUGGGUCUGAUAUUCUUAUUGGUGUUUGGGCUGUUGUACCUGUAGAAUAGCUAGUAUUGUGGCUACUUUUUUGUUUGCAAGGAGAAUGGCAUGCCAAGCAGUGUUAGAAAUUCCCUAGGCACAUUUUGUGACUGGCUCAGGUGCAGUUGCAGCUAUGUGGAGAUUUAUUGUAUUUAUAUCCCACCUUUUUCUCCAAGGAGUACAUGGUUCACUCCCCUCCUCAAUUAAUCCCUACAACGACCCUGUGAGGUAGGUUAAGAGGCUGUGACUAGCCCAAGGUCACCCAAUGAACUUUAUGACUGAAUGGGGAUUUGAACCCUAACAGUGAAGCCACCCACUUGUCAGUCACAUAACAUCACAGUGAUGUCACGUGCAAGGUGCUGCCAAAAGGGAAUCUCUCUUCCUUCACUUUAGCAGCAGUUCCCUGCUACAACAUAGUAAAAAAAACACCCAUCAGUUUUAGCAGAAGAGUCUGAUCCUGACUUAGGGAGGCCUGUGUGUAUUGGGAUUCUCCACUUGAAAGGGAUGGAUUUUCCCUCAUCAUCUUAGCAGUGGAUCCAGGUUUGCAUGGAAUCCCCUGCCAAAAUGAUGGUCUAGCAGGAGAUUUUAGCAGGGAACAGAUGCACACAGCCAAACUGAGCAGGAUUUAACCCCUGCUUAUCAGCUGUUGAGUGGGGGGUAAAUCCUGCUGGGAUCAGGUACCCACAGCAAUGCAGAACCGAACCCCAGCCUCCUGUCAGCUGAUUGACAGGUGGGUGUGGCUUGGAGAAAAUGGCCUUGUGAACCAAAUUUGUGGACCAGUAUUGGCCUGCAGGCCAGAUUCCCCACUCAGGGUCUACACUGACUGACAGCAGCUAUCCUGACUUUAGGGCAGGGAUCUUUUCCAGCCCUACUUAGAGAUGUCAGGGAUUUAACCCGGGAUCUUUUGCAUAGAAUACCACUGAGCAGCAGCCUUUUCCUUUAUCUGUUUGUCUGUAGAUAAGCAAGAAAAUGGUGGGGAGAUAUUCCAUUUUGUUUGCUAAUAUGGGUGGAUAAUCCUAAGGGGGACACCGUAUGGGAAUCAGCCUGUAGAUACUUUGUGUUAGAAUCAUACUUUAAUAUGUCAUUUGCCUCUUAAAUCAGAACUUCUACAUCUGUGAGUGACAGCAUGGGAUUGAGAGCUCCAGUCAGAGCUGCUGUUGAUGGAGGCAGGCAUCAAACCGUCUGUUCGAGAGAGAACUGGCAUGGGUAAGACACUUCACUAGUAAUUAUGUUCAACACCUUUGAGUUAAACCCUUCUUUUAUCUCCCAGUAUUUGGCUAUAAUGAAUGUUUAGCCAAUAGGAUAUAGCCUACUGUACUCCAUUUCUCUUAUCUUCUGUGGCUGCCUUCGUCUAAUGUUUAGUUUGAUGAUAAGUUUAGCUUAUACAUGACAGGAAGAAAAGCCAAGGUUUGCAGUUAAGGCUGAAAAAGAUAAUGCAGUUUCUGAUUAGUUUACAGUUGCAUCACAUUCUUCUUCUGGAUUUGAUAUAUAUCAGGGGGAAAUUAUCAGGAGAAAGCAUGAGAUGCAGCUGUUUCUUCCACAGAACUGCAGCAAAUAAUUUUAACAGACAACACUACCUUAUUUUGGAGUGCAUUUUGUUCCAGAGUCAGUUUCUGCUAACAUUGCUGCUCUCUACUCCAGGUGUGCAAGGAAACCCUUGAGAGGGGCGACAAGACCGCAGCGCCGCAGGCGUUCUAAAUCUCCUGUCCUUCAUCCUCCCAAGUUUACAUAUUGCAGCAUGAAGGCAUCUUCCGCAAGUAACCAACUGAAGCACAAAAGCCAGAUGGAUUCUUCAAAGCACAAAAUCGGUCCAGACCCCAGUGUUACAGAAGAGCCAUAUUUGGGAGGAAAGAGAUGCCCCCUUUUCGAUAGCAGCAACUGCAGGAGGGCCAGAGCAGAACAGCGGAGCACUUUCUCAAGGGAGCAGCCUUCAGAGAAUUUGCGAAAGAGUUGUCCUGCUUUCUCUUUGACCUUUGAAACCAGCCUGGAUCCUAGCCAACCCUCAGAUUUCCAGUCACUCUCCAAGCUGAGUUACGAGAAGCAAUGCCCUUGCGUGGACAAAGAAUGUCAGUGCAAACCAUGGCAAGCAAUAGAAGCAUACUCCUUUUCUGGUUUGCGGAGUGUCCUUUCGGAAUGUGAAAAGGCAGUCCUGGAAGCACAUUCGCAAUCUUUGCCAAACCGAUCGCAUUCUGGGAUGGGUUCAUCAAGCUCUACCCGGUCUUGUUCUGAGCAAGCUCGAGUCUUUGUGGAUGAUGUGACUAUUGAAGAUCUUUCAGGGUACAUGGAGUAUUACUUAUAUAUUCCCAAGAAAAUGUCCCACAUGGCAGAGAUGAUGUACACUUGACAUAAGAAUCAUGAGUUGGAAAUUCAGUGGUGGUAGUGAGAUGCUCCCUCAGUGCCAUAGUUGGAAAUGUGUCCGUUGUCAUUGCUGUGUGUUUGAUCAAAUGUUUAUUUGCGCCAUACAGUGUAGUUUUUUAAAUAAAGUGAAAAAGAGAUAAUAUCCUCUGGCUGAAAGGUGCAUAAGAUUAUCUUCAAGAAUGUUCUUGGACAGAGUUUUACCCUUUAUUAAUUCUUUUGUUUUCAAAGUAGCCAUCUUUUAAAUACUGCUCUCUUUAAAAUAACAUUUACUGUGACUUGGAUUAUGUUUUAGCCAACCCAUUUCAAAGGAUUGAAAUGCUGAACUUCGUCCUUGCAGGGGUUUUUUAAAAAAAAAAAUUAGGUAGAGCAUACUGCUACACCAUCUUGAACAGGAAUACCUAAGAAAUGGUUUAGCGUAAGUCAGGGAUGUGUAACACUCCUAUAAGCAACUUUUGCUAGUUUGAAACUCUUCUAGAUUUCCUUAAAUCCUUAGAUGUUUGUCCUGUGGAGGAUCCCCCAAAUCAGUUUUUUGUUUUGCUUUGCAUAAGAUUUUUCUCACACUCCCCCAAUCUGCCACCCAUUUCUGUUUAGCAGUCCACACCUGAAGUUUCUUGCAAAUAAUUUUGAAGUGAUACAAAUGUUCCUUGCACAGGUCUGGAAAGUGUUUAUGCACUAAUCCUUCAAGCCAUUGUCCCACUGUAACUUUACUUGUCAGAGCAUUUGUACUCCUUUAAAAUUAUUCAUAUACUUAAUUUGUGAGGGCCAAAAGUGAAAAUACAAACAAGUUACUAAUAGGGAACUCUAAGAAGACAUUUUGCGUAAGCAAGCACUGGCUUUCUCCCAGUAGCCUUCUAAUGGUCAUGCAUGAAGAUAGAUGCUUUUAAAAUGACUGAGAACAGAUGAAAAAAUCAAUUGCACAUAACACAUGCUUAAUCAGUUGGCUCUUGAAAGCUAUUUACAAUUUGAGAGAUCUGCUAUGCUUUUCUAUUAGCACCUUUAAAAAGAAAUAGAAAUUAUAAGUUGCAAAUUAUUAAGUCGGGAUAGCUGACUAAAGUCAAGAUCCCUUGAUUUCCCCCCCAGUUACCUCCCACCCCACACUUUAGUGAAUACAUACUGCUUUUUGCAUGCUUGCCAUGAAUUUUUACUAUUGGUUUCUCAACUAGUGUCAUUUUGUUCAGCGGUAGGGAACCAUGGGGCCUCCAUAUGCUAAUGUAUGUGAGAGAAAAAGGAUUGAAUUAACUUCUUUGAUUUCUUUCUGAUUAGCAAAUUUCCGCUGUAUUUGAGCAUCUCCUACACUAUAGGGGAAAUAUACACUAGGAUGGAAAGCAGAAUCAUUGCUUUGAGAGAAAACUUGACUUUGUAGCCAUAGAAAUCAAGCCUGUUUUACACCUAGCCAAAGUGGAAAUCAAAUCAAACCACUGCCAAAAGCACUGACCAGAUAGCCCUUCCAUUCCCAUUUUUCUUGAGAGGAAGUCUGCCUUGCUAUUGUAUGAUUAAAAGAUAACCAGUGCUACUUGAAAGGAGUGUCUCAAGCACAUAAUCUGCUUUAGAUUUAUUGUCUCUUUCCCAUUUUAGGACAGAAGGAGGGCAAGAAAAAACAGUUCUGGAACCAAGGAUACAAUGCUGUACAGCUAACUUCCCCCGGUUUGGUUAAGCAAGUGCUUCUCCUUAGCCCUAACUAAAUAUCAGAAAGCUUGGAGACAAGAAUACCUACAGCAUUCUAGAGGACCAAUGAAGCAGUCAUUCAGAAUUCUGCUUCCUACACUACUAUGUCUAAUAAAUAGCCACUAGAUGGAGCUUUCAGAACAGUGCUUAAGAAUUUUUUUUUCUAGUCCCAACAACAGAACUUACUCAGAAUUGUAGCUCUUUGGGUUUUUUCCAGAUGACCUAAAUCUAAAGCUGCGCCAUUUAAUUAGUAGCGUUUGCAUAAGGAGCUUCAAAAGAACAUUGUCCGGACACACUGUUGCAGGCAAUGAAAACCUAUCCUAACGUUAUUGCGCGGGGGAAGAGAAUGUCAAAUAUUAGGCAAAAAGGAGAAUUGUCUGUCCCUUAUUUUGCAGGCAUUGUUGGUCAAAGGAGAAGGAUGACGUCUCCUUGAGUUUUGGAAAUAGCUAGUAAAAACAAUAAAAAAUGUCAGUGCUACAGU
Podarcis lilfordi (Lilford's wall lizard) is the source of this 14501-nucleotide messenger RNA. Lineage: Eukaryota; Metazoa; Chordata; Lepidosauria; Squamata; Lacertidae. The record is from the annotation of a GenBank genome assembly.